AAUUCUCCACAUUGCCAAAAUUACUUUAUGGUUCAUUUCCUUAGUAAACUGUAUAAAAUGACUUCUAAAUAUUCAUAUUGGACAUUGACAAAGUUUAUAACACCGCUGGCAUUUACAGUUGUAGCACAAGAUGUCGGUGAACAGGCUUUAAACAGAAGUUUGGCAUCAUCAACUAAUGCUGUAGUGGAAUUGGCAAGUUUUGGAAUAGCUCUUAAAAUUAUACAGUUGUUUACUGGUGCCAUUGAAGAUUUUAAAUUUGUUAGUGUAGUCUUGUUAAAAUGUCAACGUGAUCGUAAAAAGAUAUUGUUUUGUGCUGGAUUGUUUACAAUAUUUUCAUUGGCCAUUUUAUUGAUAAUUGGUUUCAGUUCUGCUGGCAUUGUAAUCAUAAACGAUUUUCAUGACGUAUCUAAUGAUGUUGGUGCUAAAGCACGAAAGCUCCUAUACUUAUUUUCUCUUUAUCCAUUUAUAGAUGCUAUGUCUUGGAUCCACGUUGGCAUUUUGUUAAAGUACAAGCACAGUUUUUGGUGUGGUUUAGCAUCAAUUUCAGAUGUGAUAGCGCAGGUGGUUUUUGUCUUAAUACUACUACAAACCAACUUGAAGUAUGAAAACACGCUUUACAUUCCACUAAUAGCAGCUUAUUCUGGUGUGUUAGCCAGAUUGACAAUUUUGCUUAUUGCAUACUAUAAAUAUGUGCAUCAUUUGGUUCCUCAGCAGAUUGAAGAGGUAGACGAGGAGGCCAAAGUAGUUACAAUAUGUGAAGUGUACAAAUUAUGGGCACCAUUUAUGUUGAUACGAGUUGUUCAAAAAAUAAGCCGACCAAUGAUAAAUCUUUUUGUAGCAAGAGACAGACUUGAUGGACUGACACGAGAAGAUGGGCUUAAGUCCCUAGCUGCUCUAACUGUGAUAUGGCCUAUUUCAUCCAUGCCUUGCAAAUGGUUAAGUGAAGUUCGCGUAUUAGAAGCUGCUUUCACCAAGAAGGCAGAUGAAAAUCGAAUGAUCUCAAUUCGCCAAAUCCGUAUUUUUGGAGUUGGAACAUGUGUUUUUUCUCUCUCGAUCAUGCUCACUUUGUUUUGGAUUCCUGGUUUAUCAACGAAGUUACUGAUGAAUGUUUCGAAUGUAGAUGUUGGUUUAGCUUCCUUAUGUGUGUUACCUUUGAAAAUUUUGACCUUUCUACCCAUCCCAACAAUCAACAGAGCCAUUGGAACUGGCUGGUUUUUACGUAUUAAAAAGACCUCACUGCUUUAUCCAAGUGGAUUUUUUCGGCUGAUCAUUAUUGUCACGCUGUUGUUUGUAUUACCGAGAGUGGGUUUACAUGGAGCAACAAUGGGAAGUGUUGCAUUAUUCAGUGGAUUUCUAGCUGAUUCAGUAAUGAUAUUGUUAGCAGCUGGUUAUGUGAAGUUACAGCGGGCCAGAACCAAGAGAGAUGAAAGUAAAGAAAGCAUAAUGCUUUCUAAAGAACUGGAUUACCCUAACCAAGUAAUAUACAAAGAAACUUAUAUAUAAUAAUUUAUUUUACUUUCCUUGCUAUUAGUCAACGCCGUAACUUCUUCGACAGCCGUCUUUUUGACAGUGACCCUAACGCCGUGGUAUCAAAAUUGACAGUAAGAGGGAUCAGUGUAACGAGAACCAGCAAGGUUUUAAUGCACAAAAAUUUUAAAUCGUGAAUUUCGUGCACAAUCUAAUUUUUUUGCAGAGUCGCUGCUCUGAUUUAAAGUGUCGUGAUAUUCUUUUUGUACAAAUCAUAAAAUCAAACGUAAUUGAUAAUUCAUGUUGGUUGGUAUAAAUUAAAAUAUUUUAUGAAUUUUUUAAGAUGUGCAAAAAAUACUUUGUUUUUUAGUUCAUGAAAGUAGUUUAUUUUUUUCCAUUUUCUGUGAAUAUAGCUAAAAAGAAUUUUUUUUAAAAAAAUGUUUAUUAUUAUUUAGAUGAUAAAAAAUGAAAAGAUUAUAUAUGAUAUUAAAUUUUUUAAGAUAGUUAAUAUAUAGUUCUUCGAUAUGUUUUUUAUAUUUCAUAAAACGAGAAAAUACACGUUUUUUAGUUCAAA
Molecule: messenger RNA, 2041 nt
Organism: Hydractinia symbiolongicarpus
Lineage: Eukaryota; Metazoa; Cnidaria; Hydrozoa; Anthoathecata; Hydractiniidae
Product: progressive ankylosis protein homolog
Exons: 13
Coding region: 28-1503 (491 amino acids)
Biological process (GO): phosphate ion transmembrane transport
Cellular component (GO): membrane
Molecular function (GO): phosphate transmembrane transporter activity
Source: RefSeq, a predicted model, not a curated record